AUGGACGCUACGUUAACAUACGCCAAAGUGUUUGAGACAUUUGAGGAUAUCUCAAGCGAAUAUAAAUUAAAGAAGAUCAAGUACAAUGCCGACGAAUUUUCGAAAUUCUUCAGCCAAUUUUCUCUGGAUGCUGGUAAAAUAACUUGUGUAGGUUUUAUCGGCGAUGCAAAAGAAGUAACUAAUGCUGCGAGUCAAUUUCUUAAUAUUACACAAGACAAAUCACAGGAAGUAUUACAACAUUUGCUGGAUGAUAGCACGUCUCAGUUAGCAUUGCCAGUAACAACAAAUACAAUUCAUGAAGCGAGAGAAAGCUUACUUUUAGUGAAGAACUUCAAUCAGGUAGCGUUCUUAUAUUGUCCACCAGGAUCAACACUUUGGUCAGGCCCAUUAUCUCCAACCGCACUAGCUGUUGAUUAUGUACGAUACAUGCUCGACGUAUGCGAAAGGAUUGUGGUUAUUCCUCCGGAUGGUAUUGAGAACGAAACAAACACAACCAACCCAUUUCAAGAUACAGUGAAUACUACCGUACAUUUGCAAGAACGUAGUGUUCGUCCAAAUGAGACAAUUUCCAUUUCACAAUUAAACAAUAGUCAAGUACCACCCCAUAUUGACAACUGUCGUGAUAGGCACAAUAGUUUAGAAAGCCGAUGCGAUACUCAGAUACGCGUUUUACAAGAUCAUACUCAAUUUCUUUACAUGCAUCAUCUACAUAGUAACACUGAAAGUAAGAAAAAAGAAAUUAUAGUUUCAUCAAAAGAUCUUGAGAACUCGUACAGGAACUCAAAUAAGCCCAUUGAUUAUGACAAGGCUAUUACAUACGUGGAAGGUUCAUGGUUUAAGCCGGAUUUAUUUAGCACUUUGAAAGAUCGUGCUAUGAAAGUAUUUCGCGAGUUUAUACCUGAUGAAGAACAUGCCGCCUUUGUUACGCUUCUCGAUGAAAUACAUGAACGCUACCAAUCGAUAACGCGCGAUAAUCUAGUGAAGGCUAAUGAACAAUAUAUUAAACAGCUUGUUAAGCAAUUUAAAGAUCAUUCUUGCUUGAAAUACUAUAACGGACAAGAAUUCAAAAAGGAUUCCUGCGGAUCAUCUGUUGGAAGAGACCUUUCAAAUUCACUAGAAACAUCGAUUUCAGAUUAUACAAAAUCGGGAACGAAAUGUUCAUCUUCUUGUGUUACAGUUGAUUAUAUUGUCAAAUCAAUACAUCAAGUGGGCAACUGCUCGGACAAAAUAUACGAAUUACAAGAAUUAUUACAGAAAUAUGAACCAGAAAGCCUUCAAUAUAUGAUGCACAAGGACCGCAAUAGCCAGCUGUAUGAUGACAUCAAGAAAUCCUGGCAAAAAUAUUUACAAAAGCGAGACGUAUCGCUAACUGACUCACAAAAAGACAUUCGACAAUCCUCCAUUAAUGAACUUGUUCUUUGGUUAAACCAACGUGCACAGAAAACCACGCAUACGUCUCACUUCGAUUUGAACUGUAAUUUUUACGAAAUCAAUCCGAUAAUUGAUGUCGAAGCCAAUGUUGGUGAUUUCAAAAUAAGUCGAAAACCUUUUCAAUUAAAAAUACGCGAGGCGGGUUCGAUAGAAAAUCCUCGGCUAUCUCAACUUUUCUUUGUAUCAAACAAAAUUGGAUAUCUUAGUUUGAGUAAUUUUCCACCUGGGAAGUCAUCACUUUAUUAUUUCAAUUUUUCUCGUGCAGACAAUCCGGAAUUAGAAUUGGCUCGACGACUCUCGUCGCCAGUUACCAAAUUUCUCAUGAACGAAAAAUCAAAUAUCUAUUUUAUAUAUGACAAUCUCAAUAGGCGGGUAGAGCGUGGCAAGAUGGAUGAGCGAACUGGCUGCUUACAAGCACCGACUCCUGUGCACACUUUAUAUGAUAAGAUAGUCGAAGAUCUAUUUGAUAAAGAUGGAUCUCCAAAAGUCCUGAUUCAUAUUGAAACGGCUUGCUUCUUAUACGGCAGUGAUUCCAUUCUCUUUUUCGACGAACAAUCAAAUCUUAUCGAAUAUCGAUAUAUUAAUGAAACUAUGAAACAUGUCUGUCGUCGAGUAAACGAAGAUACUUACAUUAAAAAAGUCGAGUUGAGUCCAACAGGUGAUCCUGAAUCAAUAUAUUUUGCUCUAGAUGUAAUUUCCACGGGUAAGUGUAUUUUGCUCCAGUGUAAAACAUCAGUUGACAUAUACGAUUUAACAUGGACCAAAACUGGUACUUUACCAAUUAUUGAACCACUUAGUUUUGUUGGAUUUAAAAGUUUUGCUGAUCAAACGAACACUUAUGUCACUCUUCUUGAUAAAAAGAGUAACGUCACAGUGUUUUUAUUGCGAGGUUUGUCAGCUACACGCACGCUUGAAGUACACCGAGAUGAAUCACAACAAGUUAGAGGCUUUCCGGUGCUUGACAUUUUCUACAUAGCCCAAAGAAAGUUUGGUCCAUCGUCAGAUUCUAUUGGGAGUCCUUGCAAAACACAAAUCGUUCUGAUUUUACCUGAAAAGCUUUUUCCAACACCAAAUAAACUACAUACAUAUUUUACUCAUUUAUACACGCAAAUUUCACUACAUGAUAUGCGACGAAUUAUUGAAACACGUGUACCAAUUCAUGUUGCCACAAUUGAAGAAUCUAAUAUGUUCCCAUUACAGGACGGACGAAAUAUUACCAAUGAUAUUGUUGCAUGGAAAAUUUCGAAAGACAAUAAAACCGGUCUUAUUCAAUGUAUUACAGAACUGACCCGAAUAGGUUCAUACGAGCAGCUAUUAUUAGAAUGUGCUCAACCAGUGAAAGUAAUUGCAAUCGUCGGUCGACAAAGUGGAGAUGUAAAUACGCUAGCUUUGCAACCCCUUAAACACGGUUUCUUGAUCACUUUAGGUAAAUCCUACUUUUUAAAUCGUGUAACUGGUACUCGUUUCAACGUGGCUUCUACAAGAUGUACAGAUGGAAUUUGGCUCUCAGUAGCUUUUCUCCACAAUGAAGUCGUUGUGGUUCUUGAUUGCGAAGGUCUAUUCUCUACUCGGCGAAAUGAUAUAGAAGAGAUGAAAUUAUGUCUAACACUUGCUGCCGUAACUGACGUUUUUCUCCUUAAUCAAGAUCUCUCAUUCAACCGACACCUCAAUCAGCUAUUUAGUAAUUUCGCCAAGAGCUGUGAUAGAGUGAAAGGCUCUCAAUUGUUCAAAGGACAUCUAAUGAUGGUCAUUCGAGACGUAUCAUCACAAGAUGCUGAGGGAGCUUAUGUCGAACUUAUUAGUAAUGUUCGGCAACAAGCAGGAAGUAAUCGUUCCGGAUACUUAGAAAAACUGUUUGGUGGGAAAAUUGUCGGUCAGUGCCUCCAUCACUUUGAAAACCGUGUUUUUGAUGCUGAAAUUGAGCUGGUUCGCAAGAUGAUCAUCAGUUUACCAUUUCGCUGGAGUACGGGACGUGAUUUUCUAGAAAGCCUUAAACUGACUCUAGCACAAGUUCAUACUGAUGAUGAUACAGUCAUGGAUAUCCAUCGAUUAAAGAUGGCUUUUUCACGAUUGGAACGCGAAGCGUAUGUGAUGAUGGCUCAAGGCGGAAAUCAGUUCUCUACGUGUGACAAAUUAACCAUUCAUGUUCAGCAAUUGGCUAAUCCGAAUAUUGAAGACAAAAUUAUAGUCGAUCAAGAAAGAUUAAACUUCACGGAUGGCAAUGAAGUUAUCGAUUUUUACUUUACCAUACUUGAUUCAGAUAAAAAAGAAGAAUCUUUCAAAAUGAUUAACACACUUAUUCAGUUGAUAGAGAAUCAUUUCGAUUGUAAAUAUCAAGAAGCACAUCACAAUACAUGGUUGACUAAUCUGAGUAAAGUACAAACAAUCACGCUAGAACAUAGAGUUGCGUUUAUAGUCUCACACGUUCGUAAUCAAUUAACUAAUGAUCCUACCUACACAGCAGAUAUUAAAGAUUUUGAAACAGCACUGAAGACGAGAUUAGUUCAAUUUGGUCAGUCGAUGCGAUUAUGUUUACGUUCCUGUCAUCGCUGUCGACGCUUGUGCAACAGUAGAUUCGAUCACCGCGAUGAUUGUAACUGUGAAACAGAUCAUAUUUGUAGAGCACCGUGUGAACUAUGCAAUGGAGUAAAUACUUGUUUUCAAUUGUAUGGCCAUGAAGACAAACAUCGUUGUAAUGAUGGUCAUACUUGUGGAAAACCAUGUACGAAAACGACAACAUGUAUGCUACUUUGUUCUCUGGAGGUCGAUCAUGACAAUCAGGAUGUACAUGACUGCACUAAUCGACACUACUGUGCGCAAAAGUGUUCACAGUACCCAAAAUGCGACAAAAACUGCGCGUUUGAUGCACAAAUAGACCACAAAGAUCAUAUUUGUACUGAAACAGUUUGUCCAUUUUCCUGUCAAAUUCUAGAGUGCCGUCGACGUUGUAUAUUCGUUAAUCAUGCUCAUCAACGAUUAAUUGACGAUGCGAAAAAGAAUAAGCUCAAGAUGGGCGAACUUAUUAUUGACUAUCAUGUUUGUGAAAACGAACAUUCAUGCGCAUAUGAUUGUAUUCAAGAAGGUGUUUGCUCAAUCGGAUAUGAUAUUAUUGAGAAACAAUGGGAAAACGCCAUGAAUACAUUUCCAUACAAAUUCUAUGAACCAAAACCAACUCGUUCAAAGUGUAUUCUACCUAUUCCUAUUCAUACUCUUACUCAUGGUACUCAAGCUCACAAUUGUAAAAUCGAACAUCGUUGUGGCUAUCAAUGUCCAGAGUGUCGUAGUUUUUGUCAACUUCCAAACAAGCAUCUAGAGUCGUAUCAUCACACUAAUACUCAUCGAAAUAAAGAAUGUAAUGUUUUUGUAUCUAAACAUAGUGAGUCAAAAUCAGUAGUGAUCAAAGUAGAUGGAAGAUCACACGAAUAUAAACCUGGUGAAUCUUGUAAGCCGGAAAUUUGUAGUGAAUCAUGUGAACGUCGCGGACGUUCGCAUUUUCAUCUUAAGCCAUGCCCAGGUGAACAUGGAUGUGCUGGUAAACUGUAUUCCUAUGCAAGACAUUCAGACGAUUCAUGGUAUCCAUAUCAAGAUCGAAAAUAUGAUCUCUGGUUAUGUGAAGCUUACUGGCAUUCACUCGGCUGGAGUGUACCAUACAACGAUGAUAUCCUAGGCAUUGUUAAUGCGUGCUCUUUCUUCUGCCCACAUCCUUCCCACAUCGAUGAUUCGCCGAACUUUUGUAUAGCGAACGCUUGGCAUAGUGGCGAUCACGUUUUCAAAUGUAAACAUGAUGUUGUUGAUAAACUCGAUAUUGUCUUUUGUUGUGACGCAACUGGUUCGAUGAGUUCGUAUAUUAUUGAGUCGAAGAAAACUGUUCAUCGCAUUAUUGGCGCAACAAAGGUGAUCAAAGACGUAAAGUUUCGUUUCGUUGCUUAUCGCGAUCAUCCUCCUCAAGACACUUCAUUUGUAACUAACUCAAAUCCUGAGAAUUUAUCAGAUUCUACAGCUAUCAUGAAAUAUGUUGAUAGUAUUCAGGCUACUGGCGGUGGAGAUGGACCAGAAGUAAGAAAUCUAAGCCAUUUACUUUGGGUCUUUUUAAUUAAAAAAAACUUUCUUAAGGCUGUUCUCGACGGACUAAACGAUGCUGUGAUGAAUACCCGAUGGCGUGAUUCGAGUGCGCUGAAAUAUAUUGUUCAUAUUGCUGAUGCGCCACCGCACGGAAUUCUGUAUACAAGUGGAGGCGAUCAUUGGCCCGCCGGUUGUCCCUGCGGUCUUACGAUCGAAGGAAUUAGUGCUUCGCUCAACGAUAAAAAAAUACGAUAUAAAUUAAUGAAAAUUGGCACGUAUCCAAAUACAAUGGCAUCAGUUUUUAAAACUCAUAUCACAAAUUUUGAGGAAACAGAUCUCAGUGCUGCGCUAGAUUUGAGUGACAAGUUUGUUGAUAUUCUUGCUCGUGAUCUUCAACGUGAAGAAAUUGACGUGAUUGUGUGA
Adineta ricciae is the source of this 5916-nucleotide messenger RNA. The record is from the annotation of a GenBank genome assembly. NCBI's taxonomy places the organism in Eukaryota, Metazoa, Rotifera, Eurotatoria, Adinetida, Adinetidae.